AUGGCCCUGGAGCUCUACAUGGACCUGCUGUCAGCACCCUGCCGGGCCGUCUACAUCUUUUCAAAGAAGCACGACAUCCCAUUCACCUUUCAGUUUGUGGAUCUGCUGAAAGGUCACCCCUACAACAAGGAAUACAUUAAGAUCAACCCCCUCAGGAAGCUGCCCAGCCUCAAAGACGGGAAAUUUGUCUUAACUGAAAGGGCCAUCAUCCGUGGCCUCCACAGUGUCUCUGUCUCAUCACUCCCCAGUCACCCGCUCCCUUCUUCCAGCUGCACCCACCUGCUCUCCUUUCUUCAAAUUCACCUUGCUAGCCUUACCCUGACAGCUCUGGUGAAGACCUUUCCCUGGAAGCCCCAGCAGUUGGGCCCAGGUCACACCAAGGUGGUUGGGGUAGGGGCACUUGGGAAGGCAAGGGCAGUGCCCCUGACUGGCCCCUUCUGCAGCGUGGCCAUCCUCUACUACCUGUGUCGCAAGUACAGUGCACCGUCACACUGGUACCCACCGGACCUGCACAUACGUGCCUGUGUGGACGAGUUCAUGGCUUGGCAACAUGCGGCCUUUCAGCUGCCCAUGAAGAGGAUAGUUUGGCUGAAGUUGCUGAUCCCAAAGAUAACAGGGGAGGAAGUUUCAGCUGAGAAGAUCGAUCACGCAGUGGCGGAGGUGAAGAACAGCCUGCAGCUCUUCGAAAAGAAGUUUCUUCAGGACAAGCUGUUCAUCACUGGGGACCAAAUCUCACUGGCUGACUUGGUGGCCGUGGUGGAGAUGAUGCAGCCCAUGGCGGCCAACUAUAAUGCCUUCCUCAACAGCUCUAAGCUAGCUGAGUGGCUCAUGCGGGUGGAGCUGAGUAUCGGCUCUGGCCUCUUUAGGGAGGCUCACAAUCGACUAAUGCAGCUGGCUGACUGGGACUUUUCAACAUUGGAUCCAUUGGUCAAGGAGAAAAUCUGUGAGUUUCAGGAGAAGUACUUGUGACCCUAGACUCAGCUGGUCCUGCAGGGCCUGGCUGGCUCAGCUCUCUGAGCCAUGUUCCUUAAAGGAAAUGCUAAAACAAACAAACAAACAAACUUUUCUUUGCCUAAUAAAGAACUGGAACAACCAUCACAGCUGCUGAGUAACAGACAGUUGGCGCAUGUGUUGGGUCUGAUGUGGGAGUGGGUGGUGGUCACAGAUCCUUCCAGUUUCCCAAAAGAAUUUUAAGAGUAAAGGGUUAAAUAUAGUUACGUUGUCAGUAAUAAUAGUUGGUGACUUCAAAACCCCACUUUCAUUAAUAGAAAAACUACAGAAGAUCAUCAAGGAAAUAGAGGACUUGAAAAACACUAUAAACCA
Messenger RNA from Sapajus apella (tufted capuchin), 1323 nucleotides. RefSeq names its product glutathione S-transferase theta-4-like. The transcript is spliced from 6 exons. The coding region runs from base 1 to 969 and encodes 322 amino acids. NCBI's taxonomy places the organism in Eukaryota, Metazoa, Chordata, Mammalia, Primates, Cebidae. Gene Ontology annotation, cellular component: cytoplasm. Gene Ontology annotation, biological process: glutathione metabolic process. Gene Ontology annotation, molecular function: glutathione transferase activity. The record is from RefSeq and is a predicted model, not a curated record.